Messenger RNA from Aureobasidium subglaciale EXF-2481, 1287 nucleotides. RefSeq lists its product as uncharacterized. Gene Ontology annotation, biological process: tRNA wobble position uridine thiolation. The transcript has a single exon. Lineage: Eukaryota; Fungi; Ascomycota; Dothideomycetes; Dothideales; Saccotheciaceae. Gene Ontology annotation, cellular component: mitochondrion; cytosolic tRNA wobble base thiouridylase complex. Bases 1 to 1287 code for a protein of 428 amino acids. Gene Ontology annotation, molecular function: tRNA binding. The record is from RefSeq and is a predicted model, not a curated record.
AUGGCCUCAAGAUUGUGCUGCGCGUGCAACGAGAAGCGAGCACAGAUUCUCCGACCAAAGAACCACGAUAGACUAUGCGCCACCUGUUUCACCGCCGUCUUUGAGAAAGAAGUCGCCGAGGCGGUCGAAUCAACGAAUCUUUUCUACCCUGGAGAACGUGUGGCCAUCGGUGCCAGUGGAGGAAAAGAUUCAUGCGUGUUGGCUGCAGUGCUCAAGACGCUGAAUGAGAGGCAAAAAUGGGGACUCGAUCUGAUCUUGCUGUCGGUGGACGAAGGAAUCAAAGGAUACCGCGAUCACAGUUUGGAUGCCGUCAGACGCAAUGCCGACUUCCUCCAGCUACCACUGAAGAUUGUCAGCUAUGAAGAGCUUUACGGCUGGAGCAUGGAUCAGGUGGUGGCACAGAUUGGCAAGAAGGGAAACUGCACAUACUGCGGUGUUUUCCGAAGACAGGCACUGGACAGAGGAGCCGCUCAGCUGGGAGUCAAGCACGUCGUCACCGGGCACAACGCAGAUGAUGUGGCAGAGACAGUGCUCAUGAACCUGCUGCGUGGUGACCUGCCACGACUGAGCAGAUCUACCAGCAUCGUUACCGAUAACAAGGCUGGCAGCACCGAGCCAGAAGCAGCGGCCGAGAACGGAGAAGUCGCAAUCACCAACGUCAAGCGUUCCAAGCCGCUCAUGUACGCCUACGAGAAAGAGAUUGUACUAUACGCCCAUCACAACAAGCUCGACUACUUCUCGACCGAAUGUCUCUAUUCGCCAGAAGCCUUCCGCGGAAGUGCACGCACACUUAUCAAAAACCUCGAACGUAUACGACCGGAGAGCAUCUUGGAUGUCGUACGAAGCGGCAUCGAUAUGGCCAUGCUAGUACCAGACGCCGACGGUCGCUGCAAAGGAGCAUGUGGCUCCAGUCAAGCGCAACCUCAACCCGGAACCGUCAGCAUGCGUCCAGAUGAGGAAGAUGACGGCAAUGGUGGUUGCGGCAGUGGGAAUGGAAGAGGUACAGGAGGCGAGAUGGGAGACAUGGAGAAAGAGCUACAGGAAAAUGACAAGGCUGAGGAGGACGGUGCAGAGACAGAGAUCAAGCUCCCGAGCAAGAAGCAGACCACCGUACCACUACGACCGAGGAAAACAAAGGGACCUACACCACCAGCAGCUUCAAAGCAGACACUUGGAAAGUGCGAGCGUUGUGGAUACAUGUCUUCGCAGGCUAUCUGCAAGGCUUGUAUGCUACUCGAAGGUCUGAAUAAGAACAGACCGAAGACUGCUAUUACGGUCGAUGGUUGA